This is a messenger RNA of Dichotomopilus funicola, 2787 nucleotides long. RefSeq lists its product as uncharacterized. Gene Ontology annotation, molecular function: histone methyltransferase activity; protein binding. The transcript has 4 exons. The coding region runs from base 1 to 2787 and encodes 928 amino acids. Gene Ontology annotation, cellular component: nucleus. The record is from RefSeq and is a predicted model, not a curated record. Lineage: Eukaryota; Fungi; Ascomycota; Sordariomycetes; Sordariales; Chaetomiaceae.
AUGGCGGCUGUCGACGCGGCACCCGCCAUGGCCGCCCUCGACUCGCUGCUUUGCGGGUCCAGCUUCUCCAGCGCCGAUGCGACGGACGUGUCCUCGAAUUCCGUGUCCGUCAGCUCAACGCCCCCAACCACCGUUUCCCCUGACAGCAUGUCGCUGGCCUCCGACUCGGAUUUGUCGAAACGCGAGACUGUCACCGCGUCCAGCAUCGAGGCCGUGGUGACGGUAACAGAGACCACCGAGAUCGAGAUCGAAUCGCCACAACAAGAAUCCGGCCGACAAAGUCCGGUAGCAGGCGACGCCAUUGUCGUCGCAGAACCCCCGUCGUCCACUGAGCCUUCGCCAGUCAGCCGCCCGCGCCGCGCACGAUCUAGUUUGCCGGUAUAUAACCUUUCCAAAUUGGCGGGCACCGACGUACAUAGCAAGCGGAAGUCAAAGGGAGACACCGCGCAAGCGAAGCGACGCAGCACUGGUUCGGACGACACAGCGGCUAAUCGCGACAAUUCUAUCGUGGGCGACUCGAUCGACGCGUUGGCCAAGGGCGAUGCUCGCUCCACGACAAAGGCGGACGCGUCUCGCAGGGAGCGAUCAACCACCGCCCCCAAUACGCCGAGGAGCGCGCGAAUCGCCAAAAAGGCCGCCGUCAGUCCAGCACCGGCCCAUUUGACGCGUCGGGCAACGCGUCUUUCCGGCGCUGCUACCGAAGAUCUUGCAACCAAAUUGUCGGCGCUCAGCAAGCGGGGCAAGAAGGCGGUGGAAAAGGAAAUUAGUGGCUUGUCUCGCGAGCUCUUGCGACUUAGGGACACAAAUGAGUUCGCCCAUAUCGACACGCGUCCGGUCCGGUACACGGUCUGGAGCAAUGGCAAAUACAUCGAUAUCGACCCUUCUCAGGAGACCCCCGCAUCAGAGCCGCCGCGGAAGAAGGCCAAGGUUGAAGCAAAAAAAGCCGCGGAGGAGGAGAAAUCGGUGGAAGAGAAGCAAGAGAGCGCCCCGCAACCGCCGAAGAAGCGCACAAAGAAGUGGCUAGAAAAGGGUCUCUACGCCGGUCAAGAUGCGCCCACCGAUGUUUUGAAGGGAUUCACCCCGCAGGAGAAGAAGAAGAUCGCUUCAAACCCGGAACUCAUGCCGAGCGGCAAGCCCAACAAGGCCCUGCCCCUUCCCAUGUACAACGGCUUGCGCAUUCUUCUCAACGAGCGCGAUUUCAAGCUUCCCUUCGAUGUCUGCAACCCCCUCCCCCCUGGACAACCAAAGCCCACUGCAUACCGCACCAUGACCAAGAACCGCUUCGUAGGGGAUGCCGCUUCAUACUGGAAGAAAACCCCCCACUUUGGGGAUUCGUCCACAUGCGUUUGCCGUGCUGAAGACGGCUGCGACGAGGACUGCCAGAAUCGCAUCAUGCUGUAUGAGUGCGACGACACCAAUUGCAACGUCGGCAAAGACCUCUGCAAAAACCGCGCCUUCCAGGACCUCCAGGAGCGCACGAAGAAGGGAGGUCGGUAUCGCGUGGGAGUCGAGGUCUACAAGACGUCCGACCGCGGGUAUGGCGUCCGUAGCAACCGCUGCUUUGAGGCGAAUCAAAUCAUCAUGGAGUACACGGGUGAGAUCAUCACCGAGGCCGAGUGCGAACGCCGUAUGAAUGAGGUCUACAAGGACAAUGAGUGCUACUAUCUUAUGUCCUUUGACCAAAACAUGAUAAUCGACGCGACCACGGGCAGCAUCGCUCGCUUCGUCAACCACUCGUGUUCGCCCAACUGCCGCAUGAUCAAGUGGAUUGUUUCCGGCCAACCUCGCAUGGCCCUCUUCGCCGGUGAUCGCCCGAUCAUGACUGGCGAAGAACUCACCUACGACUACAACUUUGACCCCUUCUCAGCUAAGAACGUGCAGAAGUGUCUAUGUGGUAGUCCCAACUGCCGGGGCGUGUUGGGUCCCAAGCCCAAGGAAGUGAAGGUGCCGAAGCCGGCCAAGGAGGAAAAAAAGAAGAAAGUCGUCAAGAAGACUUCGAAGAAGAUCUCGGCCAAAAUAUCGGCUAAGGGCCUGACACCGGCUAAAGCAGCGCCCAAGCGUAAACUCCAAGAUGCUUUCGAGUUUGACGGCGACGAUGACGAGGACACUCCUGCAACCAAGAAGCAAAAGGCGGCAAAUGGCCUCAAGAAAACCCUCUCCUCCGCGACCAUUAAGGUGGCCAAGGGCGCGAAGGAUGUCGCAAAGGGCGCGUCUAAGGGCGUCACGUCAAUUAAGAAAAGCGUUGCCAGCAGCAUCUCGGUGGCCGCACAGAAGAAGACCACCGGCUCUUCAUCUUCAUCAUCCAAGGCCAAGACCAAAGCGACAACGACCACCAAAACGAAGACGACCAAAACCACCAAGGCCACUGCCACCAUCAAGCGUGCCAUGAAAAGCGGCGUCACCCCGAAAACCAUCGCCAAGAAGCCGGCCAAGUCCAUCGCCGCGGCCAAGACGAAAGCGAUUGCGGUUUCUCGCAGCCCGAGCCUGACCAUCGUCGCGGCGGGCGUCACUCCCGAGUCCAGCUCUGCGUCUACCCCCAGUGCAAAAGAGAAGAAGUCUGCUUCCGUUUCAACACCCGCGUCUGCUACUGCUAAGCGCGACCUGCCGAAGCUCACCAUCUCGGGCGGCAAGACCUCGUCUCGCAAGGUGACGCCCUCGCGCAAGGCGUUAGAGGCCGGGUUGGCGACGGGGAGCCCGAUGUUGGCAAGGGCUGCUGCCGCGGCUCUGACAGCUUCGGGAUCUCCUGCGAAGGCGAGUCCCAAGAUCAAGCUUGUUGGCCGCGCCUAG